AUGAAUCUGGUUGUUAGUGAAGAUAAUGAAAGUGGCCUUGAAGAUGAUGGUGUACCUAGAAAUGAAGGAAACACUACCCUUGAUGAAACCCAUCCCAAAGUAGGUCUUGAAGAUGAAGUAAUUAACAUUGACAAAAUACCUUUGAACAAGACGAGUGGGGAUGAGUUUCUUAGUAAGUUAUGUCCUCCAGAAGGUGAUACUGGUGACAAUGAAGUUGAAGAAGAAGAUGUUGAAAUCCAUUCCAUUUUCAACCCUGAUUUGCAAUGGAAAAGGCAAGUACCUGUUAUUGGGAUGAAAUUUGAAAGUCCACAGCAGCUAAAAAACAUGUUAUGUAACUAUGUUGUGGCAAAUGGAUACCAACUAUGCUUCAAGAGGAAUGAUAGUAAAAGGUUAGUGGUGGAGUUGCUGAGAGAUGAUCUUGAACUAGGUAUGGGCAUUGGGUUCACCUUAAUGUAUGGCCAACACAAGGGUCUUAUGGAGGCAAUUAAGGAUGUGCUUCCUUGUGUUGAGCAUCGACAAUGUGCAAGGCACAUUGUUGCAGAUUUUAAGAUGAGAUUAAGUCCGGAAGCCCAUAACUACUUGAUGGAAAAUGAACCAAAGACCUUGUCAAUAGCAUUUUAUGAGGUAAGGAGGGCAUACGCUGCAGUGGAGCAUGGUCUUUCUGAGAGCUUUAAUGCAGUAAUCGUGAAAGCCAAAAGGAAACCAAUGAUCACUACGUUGGAGGAGUUAGGGUUAUAUAUCAUGGAGAGGAUGUUUAUCUUGAAACACACAAAACGGACAAAGGAUGUAAGUACUAUAACAAGGCAGUUACUGAAUGGUUUAAAGAUUAAAGCUAGGUACUUGCAAGUGCUCCCAAGUGGACUAAACAAAUUUGAGACAAUAAAUGAUGGUCAAGCUUAUGAUAUGGAUCUUGACAGCAUGAUAUGUUCUUGUAGGUUAUGGAAACUAAAUAGAUAUGGGUGUGCCAAUUCAAUUGCUACAAUCUUAUUUAUGAAUAAGGAUGUGGACACCUAUGUGGAUCCUAUGUUUUGUAGAUUAAACUACAAUAAAACAUACUUGAAUAAUAUAUUGCCUAUGAAUGGUAGUAACAUGUGGCCACAUACAUCAUUUACCCCACCCUUACCUCCCCAAAGAAUAAGGAUGUCUGGAAUACCUACAACAAAAAGGAAGAGAGACGUGACAGAGAAAAUGGGGAAGCAUAAAGUAUCAAAGAAGGGUAAACCCAUUGUGUGCAGUGCUUUUCAUAUGCCUGGCCACAACAAGGUAACUCGACUCACAACAAAUAAGCCAGUCAAGCUCAGAGUGAAAAGAUCAAAGAUAACCAAGACUACACAAGAAUCUGUAGGUGAAGCGUCAAUGAAUGGUGGUGCAGUAGGUGUGCAUGGAUCAAUGAAUAGUGGUGCAGGAAGUGUGCAUGGUGGUGAAGGUGGUGUGCAUGGCGGUGAAGGUAGUGGAGUGCAUGGUGUUCGAAAAAAAAGGUAUUUUGAAAUUUUCCAAGUAUACCCCUAA
Molecule: messenger RNA, 1509 nt
Organism: Lactuca saligna
Lineage: Eukaryota; Viridiplantae; Streptophyta; Magnoliopsida; Asterales; Asteraceae
Source: the annotation of a GenBank genome assembly